This is a messenger RNA of Mus musculus (house mouse), 2161 nucleotides long. RefSeq names its product tripartite motif-containing 38 (gene Trim38). Gene Ontology annotation, cellular component: cytoplasm. The transcript is spliced from 7 exons. NCBI's taxonomy places the organism in Eukaryota, Metazoa, Chordata, Mammalia, Rodentia, Muridae. The coding region runs from base 503 to 1918 and encodes 471 amino acids. Gene Ontology annotation, biological process: protein ubiquitination; positive regulation of DNA-templated transcription; regulation of gene expression. The record is from RefSeq and is a predicted model, not a curated record. Gene Ontology annotation, molecular function: transcription coactivator activity; ubiquitin protein ligase activity; zinc ion binding.
CCCUACUUAUUAUUUAAUCAUCUAUCUAGGAAAUCCCCAAUAGUUAUGGCUCCCAGGACUGUGUGGUUCUGGCUCCACUUCCUCUCCUACAAGUUUCCACCAUCUUGUCUCCUCAUCUCUGUACUCUCUAACUCUCCGCCCACCUUCUUUUUCCACUGCCCAGUUACAGGCUCUAGCCUUAUCUUGUGCCCUGCCCUCACCUGCUCAUAGACCGCAAUCCACAGGGUGGGACCUCCGUGGAAAGUGUCUCCAGAUAACAGAGUCCUCUCCCCUACAGCUCUGGAAAGACUCAGGACUGGGGCAGCUCUCACAUUGGCAUCUGCUUUUGCUUCUCGAAUGGCACAAGCAAUCUCAGAUAAUCCAGAAUAUAGAGACUACAAACCUCUAAACCCAGUAGCCGUCAGUUGAUUGUAUUUAAGUUUAGGUGAGGUGUACAUCUACCACUGUGGGAAACAUUUCUCUACUUCUGAUUGCCACAUUUGGAAACUUCUCAGAAAAAGCCAUGGGCUCAGACUUUAGCACGGUGAAGAUAAGAAAGGUCACUUCUUGCUCCAUCUGCAAGGCCAUGAUGUCUCACCCAGUGAGCAUCAACUGUGGACACAGCUACUGCAAAUCCUGCAUACAGAGCUAUUAUUGCAAUGUCAGCCCAAAAACAGGGUGGAAGAUGUUGGGCUGUCCUUUGUGUAGUAGUCCAUUUAGCUUAGAGAACCUCAGGCCCAACAAGGAGCUAGAAACCAUAAUUGAUAUGAUCAAGGGGAUGGAAGAGCAGGAUCAAGACAUGGUGUGUGAGGAACAUGAAGAGAAGUUCAAUCGCUUUUGUGAAGAUGACGGUCAACUCCUCUGCUGGCGCUGUUAUUGGGAAGAUCGGCACAAAGGUCAUACCUUGGCUCAUGUGAAAGAUGUGUACCAGAACUACAAGGAAAAACUCCAGAACACCAUGACAAAAUUGCGUGAACUCCAAGAGAAUCACGAAGUUCAGAUACAUUUCAUAACACACCAAAUAAAUGCCUGGAAGGAUGCUGUAGAGGAUCGUCGGCAAACAAUCAAGUCAAACUUCAAGAAUCUCCAGAGUUUUCUACAGGAAGAAGAGAAGUUUUAUCUUUGGAGGUUGGAAAAUGAGGAAAAGGAGAUGCUGGUGCAGCUGGAAGGCAGCGAGGCCAAUCUACAGCAGACGUUUGAGAGAGCUCAAUGCCAAAUUCAGGAACUGGAGGCAAAAUGUCAGGGCUCAGCCCAGAAAUUGCUACAGGACGUGAAAAACACUUUGAGCAGGUGUGAGGCCAUGAAGCGAAACCCACUGAAGGCUGAUCCCCUGAAGGUUCACACUAAAUGUAAUGUGUCUGAGCUGUACUUCGAUGUGAAGACGAUAUUACGACGUCACCAAGUCAGCGUGAUCCUGGACCCCAGCACAGCCCACCUUGACCUAGCUCUGACUAAAGGUGGAAGAUUAGUGACUUACAAAAGAUGCCCCAGGGAUCUUCAGGCAAGAUCUUCAGCCAAGAGGUUUUAUGGUUUACCCUGUGUCCUGGGCUGUGAGGGCUUUACUUCGGGGAGAUAUUACUUUGAAGUCUCUGUUGAGAAUGCAACCAGUUGGGAUUUGGGAGUCUGUGUAGAGAAUGUGCACAGGGGCUUUAACAUGAAGAAGGAGCCUGAGUCUGGAUUCUGGACCAUCAAGAUGUCUGAAGAGGACGGCCUUGAAGCUCUUACUUCUACCCCUACUCCUCCCCUUCAUCUGAUUGAAAAGCCCCAGAUUCUGGGAGUUUUCCUAGACUAUGAGGCUGGAGCUGUAUCGUUUUACAGUGUAACUACUGGCUCUCAUAUCUUCACCUUCCCUAAGGCUUCCUUCCAGGAUACUCUGAGGCCCUUUUUCCAGGUUUAUCAAUAUUCUCCUUUGUUCCUGCCUGCCAUAAAUAAUCAAUGAAAGAAGUAAGUCCCUAUGCCUUAAGUAGCCUCAUAGAAAACCCAUAAAUAUCACAAGGCAGAAACUUUAUCUUCACUGCUAUCCCAAUUCUUUUAGUGAACUUUCAAUAAAUAUGCAUUGAAUUAAUAACCCUUUCAAAUGUGUUGAAUAUUGAAUGACUCAAAACAUAUUGCACGAUCCCUGUGUUUGAAGGUAAUUAUUGUUUUCUGUUUAUAGUGGGCACAGCUGUGAGGGAUGUUUUUC